AUGACCCGCGUUGAACGAGUGCUUGGAGUCACCGAAGAGGAGCUGGUGCGCCAAAGCGCUGAGGAGCGGCAACUGUAUAUCUGCAAGCAAAUUGGUGAGACUGGCGAGGAGAUCCUUUGGUUUCGCAACAUUCAGACGGGAGUUUUGACCCCCAUUGGACCCUUCUGCACUCCAACUGUUGAAGAGUUGCGAGCACAAGUGAAACAAACGAUGAUGGACCAACCCGAAGAAGAAAACAAGGAUCGCCAGUUCUACUGCCUCUACCACGUGGACAUUGGAGAGUUGCAGACCCGCCUCAAGACCACAGAUCGUUGUUUGAUCCAGAUCGCUGGCAAUUUCAAUUGCCUCAAUGUUCCUAACCGACGCCGAAAACCCGACGAAGGAAGACUCGUGGAACUUGCCUUUCAACAAAAAACUCAAGGUCCAGCCGCAACGUUCGGGCCGCUCGCUUGCAAUCUCUUCCGCACACAUUUUUCCAUGCCAACACCCCAAUACUCUGGACAAACCUUGAAGCAUCAAAUCAGUUUGCUGGACAAUGUGAAAGAGUACACGGGAAUCCCUAUCAAUGGAAAACUGACACUUCGUGGAGAUGAGAUACCAAUACCCGACACCAUGGAUCUCGAUGCAAUUGUGGGCAAGGUUCGCGUAGGAUUGCAAACAGACUGUCACGUCAUGUACGGGCGAAACAAGCGACAACGAGAGGUCUACCUGCUAGAUACUGCAAAACAUUGCGAUGACUUUUCCAAGUUGCCUAUUGUGGAUCAAUGUCAUGUGGCAGCUGUCAAUUGGAAUUCUCUAACCGAGGACCACACGCGAAACCAUGUUCCUGCGUGGACGCAAACUCCUGCCAAACAAAAGGAAAUCUACAAUUUGUCACGGGCAUUGCUUCGCGCUGGCUAUGAAGGCGUGUACUUGGCAGCUCUGAUGCGACGCACGAAACAUUUGUACUUGACUUUGGUGGGUGGAGGUGUGUUUGGGAAUCCCAAUCAACUGAUUGUCCAAGAAUUGGCACAUGCCCACAAGAAAUGGGCCAGUCACCCUGCCUCUUGCUUAGAGGCAGUCUAUCUGUGCGGAUAUAGCCAGAAGGAUAACGUGGAAUGUUUGCUAAAGAAGGAGGGUAUUAAGAUUGCCAAGACCCGCAGAGUUGGUCAGUGA
Messenger RNA from Seminavis robusta, 1155 nucleotides. NCBI's taxonomy places the organism in Eukaryota, Bacillariophyta, Bacillariophyceae, Naviculales, Naviculaceae. The record is from the annotation of a GenBank genome assembly.